AUGGACCAUCGAGCUCCGCCGGGCCUGCGCUGGAGCUGCGCGGGGGGAAGAAGAAUCACGCUCCUCCCCUACCAUACCACGUGGCGCCUCCGCGUUUCGCUCGUCGAGCGUCUCACCCCACGCGCGUCGACACAUGAUGACGAGCUUGUCUCGUGCGUUCUACAGCAUCUCGCGAUGAUUGAGUCUACUCAGGAGCCAUCCCCCUCUCCCUCCUCCCCCCUCUCCCCCUCUCCCUCCUCCUCCCUCUCCCCCUCUCCCUCCUCCCCCCUCUCCCCCUCUCCCUCCUCCCCCCUCUCCCCCUCCUCCCCUCCUCUUCCUCUCCCCGCCUUCCCCCCCGCGUGUCCGUUCCCGCAGGACGAGCUCGUCGCGUGCGUUCUCCAGCAUCUCGCGGCGCGAGCGCGCUCCCCCGCCGACCUGGUCAACGCGUGGCUGACGUGUCGCCGCGUGUGCGCGCUGGGCGCCGAGCCGCACGUCCUGCGACGCGCGUCGCCCGCCGCCAUGGCGGUGGCGGCGCCGUCCUGGUCGGACGGCGCGCAUCGGUUUCUCAAACGAUGCGCCUCGGCGGGCAAAGUCGACGCGUGCUACUCGCUCGGCAUGAUCCAAUUCUACUGCCUAGAAGACCGUCGCGGCGGCGCGACGCUGCUCGCGCGCGCCGCGCUGGGCGGGCACGCGCACGCGCUGCACUCGCUCUCCGUGAUCCACUUCAACGGCAGCAGCGGCACGCGCCUCGACCGCGACCUGCUCGCGGGCGUGCUGCUGUGCGCGAAGGCCGCGGCGCAGGGCCACGUGGAGGCGCUUCGGGAGCUAGGGCACUGCCUGCAGGACGGGUAUGGGGUUCCGCGAAACGUGGCGGAGGGGCGGCGGCUUCUGCUCGAGGCGAACACGAGAGAGGCCGCUACAGUUGCUGCCGCUACAGCCGCCACAGCCGCUACAGCUGCUACAGAGGCUGCAGGUGCUGCUGGAGCCGCUGUUGCAGCACAAGCAGUUGCUGCACCCGCGCCUUGGCGUCCGGAGGCAACAGAAGCAGUCGCAACCGUAGCAACUGGAAGGAGGACAUUGGCAGGGGAAGCAUUCGCAGGAGGGACAGUCGCAGGGGAGACAGUCGGAGAGGGAGCAGUAGCAGGGGAAGCAGUUGCAAGAGUAGCACCUGGAACGCCCGAAGCCGUGGAAACUUGUAUGGUGUUGGCUACCGCUGCUGCUGCCUCCCCACAGUGA
Molecule: messenger RNA, 1215 nt
Organism: Closterium sp. Naga37s-1
Lineage: Eukaryota; Viridiplantae; Streptophyta; Zygnematophyceae; Desmidiales; Closteriaceae
Source: the annotation of a GenBank genome assembly